UCUACCAGACCCACAUAAAAAAGUAGAAAGCGUGUUCACUACCUCUCUCUGUUUUUUCUUUUGGUGGGUUUUUGGUUGGAUUGGUUCUUGUGGUUGUUUUCUUGCCAAUUCUCUGGCUUUGUGAUUUGUUAAUUUGUUGUUCUGCUGAGCUAUUGUUCGAGUUGGUGUGUUUCACUUUCAUUGAUCUCGAGUUUGUUUUGCUGGAUCAUUUUCUCUUUACGUAUUUACUGAGUGUUUGCAGAACCAGAUUUCCAGGAACUGUUUUUCUCCCAUGGCCUUGAGCACCCAAAGAGCUUCUACAUCUCUUACUUCAGCUGAAUGGGCUCCUUCUCGAUGGAAACAUGAUGUUUUUCUGAGUUUCAGGGGCGAAGACACUCGCAGGGGUUUUAUCUCUCAUUUAGACCGUGCAUUGGCCUACUGGCAAGCAAUGAGAACUUUCAAGGACGAUCGAGAACUUGAAGUAGGAGCAACUAUUACUCUGGAGCUGUUGACCGCAAUCAAAGAAUCGUAUCUUGCCAUCAUUGUUCUCUCCCCAAAUUACGCUUCUUCCACUUGGUGCUUGAAUGAACUCUCAGAGAUUCUUGAAUGCAUGGAAGACACCAAGAGAAUUCUGCCAAUCUUUUAUGACGUGGAUCCUUCCGAUGUACGAAACCAAAAGGGGAGUUUUGCGGAAGCUUUCACUAAGCAUGAAGAAAGGUUUAGUGGAGAUGCAGAGAAGCUGAAUCGGUGGAGAGCCGCUUUAAGAAAAGUUGCCAAUCUCACUGGCUUAGAUUCAAAAAGUUAUAAGUCAGAAGCAGAGCUUGUCGAUGACAUUGUCAAACGUGUGUGGAAGAAAGUGAAUCCUACAGUCACGUUGUUAGAUUCUCAAGAGAAGUUAGUCGGAAUUGAUUCUGCACUUGAUCAACUACACUUGCAUUUAGCUCCCGAAGAAAAUGAUGUCCGCUUUAUAGGGAUAUGGGGGAUUGGCGGGGUAGGCAAAACAACCCUUGCUAACCUAGUUUAUGAGAGAAUUUCCCAUCAUUUCGAGCAUUGCUGUUUUCUACAUAAUGUGAGAAAGAAGGAGCUUUCUGAUCUACAAAGACAACUUCUUUCCCCACUUUUGAAGGGAAAUCAUAUUUGGGAUGAAAGGGAGGGAACCGUUUUCAUUAAUAAAGUUUUAAGGAAUAAAAAGGUUCUCCUCGUACUUGAUGAUGUGGAUCAAUUACACCAACUAGAAGUACUGGCUAGAGAUAAAAUUUUGUUUGGUGUAGGGAGAGGACCCAUCACCUUGGAUGGUUUUGCUCAUGCUCUUUCACAGCUUCCCAUACCAACAAGCUUUGAUCGUCAAAAACACCAGUUUAAUGACUCUGCCUCUUCUUCCAUACCCUCCUUCCUCCAUCAUCAGUUUCUGCUGUGACCAACCAAGCAAUGGUGCCAGUUGA
Molecule: messenger RNA, 1421 nt
Organism: Prunus avium (sweet cherry)
Lineage: Eukaryota; Viridiplantae; Streptophyta; Magnoliopsida; Rosales; Rosaceae
Product: TMV resistance protein N-like
Biological process (GO): defense response; signal transduction
Molecular function (GO): ADP binding
Source: RefSeq, a predicted model, not a curated record